Molecule: messenger RNA, 5715 nt
Organism: Pungitius pungitius (ninespine stickleback)
Lineage: Eukaryota; Metazoa; Chordata; Actinopteri; Perciformes; Gasterosteidae
Gene: itga9
Product: integrin, alpha 9
Exons: 28
Coding region: 274-3363 (1029 amino acids)
Biological process (GO): cell-matrix adhesion; cell adhesion mediated by integrin; integrin-mediated signaling pathway
Cellular component (GO): integrin complex; external side of plasma membrane
Molecular function (GO): integrin binding
Source: RefSeq, a predicted model, not a curated record
UCUCCGCGAGAGGGGAGACGGAGAGCAACAACUUUCUCCGUUUGGCGCAGAAUGGAGAGGAGCUGACGCACUGCCAUUUACCGGACCGUUAACUUUCCUCCUCCAGCUCAGACUCCGCGCCGCGCUUCACCGGGAACAUACGACUGAAAGAUAGUUUUGUCACAGUUUGAGCACCGAAGAGCUGAAUAUUCCCUCCUUAAUAUUUUCCUCCCCUUCUUCUUCUUUUUCUUCUACUUCUUCUUUUCGGACACGUUAACCGCGUUAUUACGCACGAUGCGCACGGAGAUGGCUUCUCUGCGGAGACACAGAACGGGAGUACAACAAGUUUUUUAUGCAUAUCUGUCCAUUUCAUUGGCUUAUUCUUACAAUAUAGACCUAGAACAUCCUUUAGUGUUUCGCGGACCCAAUUCUAGUUUUUUUGGCUACUCGGUGCUGGAGCAUUAUCAUGACAACACACGCUGGGUAAUAGUUGGGGCUCCGACGGCAAACUCGACCUACAGUAGCUCUGCGCACCCUGGAGCUGUGUAUAAGUGUCGAGUUCACAGCAACCCGGAGCGCCGCUGCACAGAGAUGGAUCUGGGAAGAGGAAACAAGCCGAGAGAGUGGUGUGGGAAGACGUGCCAGGGAGACAGGGAUGACGAGUGGAUGGGGGUCAGCUUGGCCCGCCAGGACCGAGCCGACGGCAAAAUACUGGCCUGUGCUCACCGAUGGAAAAACGUCUACUACGACUCGGAGCACAUCCUCCCGCAUGGGUACUGCUCCAUCAUUCCUUCCACUCUGCAGGGCAGGGCCAAGCCUCUCAUCCCUUGUUAUGAAGACUAUAAGCAGAAGUACGGGGAAGAGCACGGCUCGUGCCAAGCCGGGAUAGCGGGAGUUUUCACGGAGGAGCUGGUGGUGAUGGGGGCACCGGGGUCAUACUACUGGACGGGGACCAUCAAGGUGUACAACCUGACUUCUGACUCCUUCUACAGCCCCAGCAAAGAGGACGUCGACUCUCACAGAUACAGCUACCUUGGCUACGCCGUGACUGCCGGACACUUCUCCUCUCCUAAUGUAAUAGACAUCGCUGCCGGGGCGCCUCAGCACAGCGGCAGUGGAAAAGUUUACAUUUUCAAAAUCGACGGUGUAUCUUUGGUGAAGAGCUUUCAAGCCUCAGGGAAAAUGAUGGGCUCUUACUUUGGCUCCUCAUUGUGUGCAGUUGAUCUGAACCAGGACGGCUUGUCGGACCUACUGGUGGGGGCACCCAUGCACAGCCAGCUCCGGGAUGAGGGCCAGGUGUCUGUGUACCUCAGCAGGGGCAAUGGGGUGAUGGAGGAAGACGGCGUUUUGAGUGGUGAUAAUGCUUUCAAUGCACACUUCGGAGAAUGCAUUGCGGCAAUUGGAGACAUAGAUGAUGAUGGAUAUCAAGAUGUAGCCAUCGGAGCCCCUAAAGAGGAUGACUAUGGAGGAGCUGUUUAUAUCUACCAUGGGGAUGCCACAGGGAUCAUCAGUAAAUACUCCAUGAAAGUGUCUGGGCGCAGUGUGGACCCUGGUCUGCAGAUGUUUGGCCAGUCAAUCUCCGGCAAUGUGGACAUGGAUGGCAAUGGAUACGCAGAUGUCACUAUUGGAGCUUUCAUGUCAGAUAGUGUGGUCCUGCUGAGAACCCGGCCUGUCAUUACGGUGGAUGUCUCCAUCUUCCUGCCUGUCUCCAUCAACAUCUCGGUGCCGCAAUGCCACGAGGGCCAGCACAACCUAAACUGCUUCAACGUGACCGCCUGCAUGCGCUUCAGGGGAAGACAGCUGCCCGGACAGAUAGAGCUGCUGUACAACAUAACAGCUGACGUGGAUAAGCGCCAGAAGAGCCAGCCGUCCCGGGUCUACUUCACUCAAAGCGGAUCUCAAAUCAACCAGAUGAGCCAGCAGAUGAGCUUGGACAUCAACAGGGAGGAGUGCCAGCGCUACACCGCCUACGUCAAGAAGGACGUGAAGGACGUGUUCACGGCCAUCACGUUCGAGGUGGCUUACAGCCUGGGGAAGCAUGUGCUUUCUGCACAGCAAGAGCGAGACCUGCCCGCGCUCACGCCCGUGCUACGCUGGAGGAAAGGAAACAAGAUCGCGGCAAGGAACGAGACUUGGUUCGAGAAGAACUGCCUGUCAGACGACUGUGCUGCAGACCUCCGCCUCCAUGGGAAACUUUUGCUCUCUGGGUCGCACAGCAAACCCCAUCUGGCCCUUGGCGGAGUGAAGAAUGUCUCUUUGAACCUGACCAUCUCUAACGCCGGGGACGACGCCUACGACACCAACAUCUACUUCAACUUCUCCAGAGAGGUUUUCUACAUCAACUUCUGGCAGAAGGAAGAGAAGGGUAUUUCCUGUGGAUUUGUUGAUUUGGACUUCCUCAAAUGCAGCGUGGGAUUUCCCUUCAUGAGAGCGCAGACUAAGUAUCAUUUUGCAGUGAUUUUUGACACAAGUCAGCUUUCUGGGGAAAAUGACACAUUACAGUUCUCAGUUCAAGCAAAAAGCGCCAAUCCUGAGCACAACCUGUCUGACAACACUUUGGAUCUGUCCAUCCCUCUGGUUCACGAGACUGACACAACGAUUACUGGUGUGGUGACACCGAGCUCCUUUGUCUAUGGAAACUACAUUGAUGCCUCUCGCUUCGUCCAGUUGGAAGACAUGGAGUGUGACUUUCAGCCUCUCAAUCUCACAUUCCAGGCCAUAAACAAGGGGCCCAGCAGGUUGCCCGGCUCCACUGUUGACAUCAGGAUUCCCAACCGGCUGGCUGGCAGCGGAGCUGACAUGUUCCACAUCAUUGAAACACAGGUAACGGAGGGCCGAGGGAACUGCACCCCUCACAGGAACCCGACACCGUGCAGCAUCCCCCAGGACAGAGACAGCAUCUUCCACUCCAUCUUUGCAUUCUUCACCAAAUCAGGACGCAAGGUCUUAGACUGUGACCGGCCUGGAAGAGCCUGCAUGACCAUCUCCUGCAGUCUGGGCCCACAAUUAAAAGAAGAGGCUCUGAGCAUAGAUAUAAAGCUUCUACUCAAUGUUGAAAUUCUUAAGAGGGACAGUUCCUCUGUGAUCCAGUUUGUGACGAGAGGCAGCGUGCAAGUAAAUGACAGAGCAGUAGAGGUGCCAAACGGCCUGCCAGAGGACAUUUCUCUGGUGUUCGAGGCCCUCCACAGUCAGGAACCCAGGGGUUACGUAGUCGGCUGGAUCAUUGCCAUCAGUCUGCUGGUGGGAAUCCUCAUCUUUCUGCUGUUAGCGGUGCUACUCUGGAAGAUGGGAUUCUUCCGUCGGCGCUACAGAGAGAUCAUCGAGGCUGAGAAGAACAGGAAGGACAGUGACGAAAGCUGGGACUGGAUGGAGAAGAACCACUGAGACUUGUAGUGGCGGUCCCACAGGAGCCAAUGAGAUUAGGGAUUGGGUCGAGAAAAGGUCCAAUAGCACGUGGUCUCGCAGCCCAGCCGCCCCAGUGGCACCAGGCCCUUCAGUCUUCCAUAUGUGGAAGAGAAGAAUAUUCUCCAUAUUUUUUGGAGACUUAUAUUUUUUUUUUGUGGGAGGAAUCAGGCUUCAGAAAGGACAUUGUGUCUUGCAGAGGACACUUGCAGUGGAAUCCAGCCAGCGAGAGCGGGGCCGUCGAUGGAGAGCCACGUCCUUUGCAGGGUCGUGGCGACAGUGUGAAUACUGAUGGACAAUAAAACCCUCAGGGCUGUUUAACAUAGCAACUAUUUUAUUUUUAUACAUACACAUCAAGCCAUAUUGUAUAAACCUGGGCUUCAAGAAGAGGUGGGGUUUUGACGGGCCAUUAUAAACAUACUGUAUCUCCAGUAGGUUUUUCCUAAAAGCACUGAUGUUAGAUAAGAAUGAAUGCCUUGGCUCCAUGGCUCUGCUGUUACGCCAAAGAUAUGUCCUGUUUAGUAUAGGAUUAGAGUUGUCUCUAUAUUCAGUUAUUCCUUGGAGUGAAAAAUUGUAUCAUUUCUCUACUAUUUCCGAGCUUAUGAAUAUCUGGUUUACACAUCUGACCAUCGCUUUCUCCCACCGAUGACAAGCCAGAGCUAAUUCGGUGUUUCGGACCCACACACACACACACACACACACAACUCAAACGCUGUCCUCGUGUCAUCCAUUGGGGUUGUCAGGGAGGUCGGAGAGGCGCUGAGGACAUUGGGAUCUGGCCCAGGAAAGGAGUCUUCAUUAACACUUGAUUUGCCAUGUUUCCUCUACUAUCCACGCAUGAAGCGGUUGUGGAUCAAACAUUCAGAUUUCAAGUUUUGAGAUGAUUCAUAAAUAUUCCAUUUGUUAUGGUUGGCAUUGAAACAUUUGUGUUUAGGUCUCACAGGUGGCUGUAUCAAAGUGAUUUUGUCCAUGUUACAUCUGGAUGAACAUGUGGGAGUAGCGUUUAUCUGCCAGGAUCUGUUGCUCAGGUAUGCAGCUGAGGCUUCCAGGUUCAAGUGAAGACUGAAGUGUUAUAAGAUAUGAAUCAUAUCCUCCAUGACAUUAUUCCUGAUCAAGUUCUGUUCCCCAAAACAUUUGCAGACUUCUUUGAAGUAGACCAUAUUGUAUUUACUAUUGUAUAGGCAUUUAGUGUGAAAUUCGACAUAUGUUGCGCUCUAUGGCCAGAUGAAAGUCAUUUACUGGGGCCGUGGCCUAGAAAUAGGUGGGAAUGUGCUGCAUUUAAUCACUUCACAUAAACGAGCUUUUUCAGACUCAUGGGAAAAGCUCAUUUUAAGUCAACAUGAAGGAAUGUCAGAGCAUCUCAGUACUCAAAUGUUCUUGAGUCUUCUAAAAGCUGUGUUUCAUUGUGAUUAGAGGUUUACAGACCACAGUGAAUUUUUAUAUUUAAGGUCCCUAAAUAAAUACAAUUAUUAACAAUUUUAUACAUUUGCGUAGCUUUAUCGCAGAUAAAUAUGGAGAAAUAAACAAAAUCCUGCGGCUAAAAUGGGACAAUAGUUAAUUAUAUCAAAACGGAUAUCUUGCAGUAGUCCACAGUCAGGUUUAAAUGUGCAAUGCCAAAGAACUAAAAUUAUAUUUUUACAUUUUUCACACGACAGUGCUAACGCACUUUAUGGCUCACUAUGAUUGCUUGGUUUUCUGUUUUGUGCUGUAUGAAUCUUUUAAUGAUCCGAUAGGGUUUAUUUUAUCAUUUAAUUCCACUGGCAUGUCAGCAUAUACUGUACACAUUCACGUUCUCCCUCUGAUUUUCUUAAACCGAUGAUUUACCUUUAUGCAGAGGAACCAACACGAUUCUAUGAUACAUUUUAACUGUGAUGACGUCCUCACACCGUUAUUUGGUUUAUUUGUUCUGAGUAUACUACUGUCACUGAAUAUCAUUUUCAUUAUAGUGUGAUGUAGUGUGUAUGUUUGAUGUUUAAAGUCAUGUUGGAGCUGUAUAUUUAUCUGUUGAUAAAAAAGUGGAGUGAAAUUUCAUGUCUCUGUAUGCUGUUUUGUUGGUUGUAGUUGUUUGUUAGUUCACUUCUUUUUUUGAAGGUGUGUGUUGCUGUGCUGGUUUUGCUUGUACACACACAAACUACAUACUAUAUGAACUACAUAUUCAAAGUUUUUAAAAAACUCUUGAAAUUGUAUUUUGUUGAACCUUAUGCAGGCAAUUGAUGACAAUCCAUUAUCUGUGCUUAAGAUCUAAGGUGCAAUAUUUACUCUCAUUAAAGCUUGUUCCUUCCUGGACAAAUUCAAAAGCCUGUAAAGUCACUAAAAUAUUAAAUAACUAGAAAA